Molecule: messenger RNA, 805 nt
Organism: Zingiber officinale
Lineage: Eukaryota; Viridiplantae; Streptophyta; Magnoliopsida; Zingiberales; Zingiberaceae
Exons: 3
Coding region: 135-551 (138 amino acids)
Source: RefSeq, a predicted model, not a curated record
GAGAAAGGAUAGUGGUAGCUAAAAAAUAAAAAUAAAAAAUAACAAUAAUAAGGACGAUCACAAGAUGCUCUAAAUUCAGAUCUUGUUCUCCACAUUCUUCUCUUGAUGUGCCUCACUGCGCAGUGUUUGUUCACAUGAUUUAUUUCUUGUCACCGAAUCACCAUUUUGUUUUCAAACUCAGAAGCUGCCAAAGAUUUAGGCACCAUCGACACCAUUGUUCACAUGUUUCCUCCAGUACCAAGUCAUUGAUUGUUGAUCCCAACUUCAAGUCAAUGCUCAACUGUUCUUUUUCUUUUGGUCGUGAGCAGUUAAGUUCUUGUAAUGACACAAAGUUGGCUGUCUCGAAGUUCUUAGAUGAGAACAGAAACCAUGCAAAUGAGAGACGCAGAGAAGAAGAAGAAGAAGAAGAAGACAUGGAGAAGAAUUCUCUCCUUCCUGCUCACGUUCAAACAAAAGAGUGGAGAAGAGGAAAAAGCACCAGUAAGGACCGAGCCGUUGAAGCUUUCAUGCUCCGGUGGAUUGUUUGCUCACCUUCUUCAGAAAAGAGUUAGGCUCACUCCUUCAGGGACUCUUUCUUCUUGUUUCACUCCCUCAAUGGCAGAAGAAGACAGUGAGGUGCCUUACAAGUGCUUGGAGCAUCAAAACCAAGUUUUGGGAGCCAAACCUUUUGGGCCAAUUUACCUGGUAACAUGAGAGUUCUUGAUCCAAUCAUACAAUCGCAAUACUUGCUAGAUUAAGGAUUUCUGUGAACAUUGGAAGUGAUUCUUUGGCAAUACAAUUCAAUAAAGUUGAAAUGUUUGCUGAA